Messenger RNA from Saccharomyces mikatae IFO 1815, 3111 nucleotides. RefSeq names its product Vsb1p (gene VSB1). The record is from RefSeq and is a predicted model, not a curated record. The transcript has a single exon. NCBI's taxonomy places the organism in Eukaryota, Fungi, Ascomycota, Saccharomycetes, Saccharomycetales, Saccharomycetaceae. The coding region runs from base 1 to 3111 and encodes 1036 amino acids. Gene Ontology annotation, cellular component: membrane.
AUGGGAAGGACUAUUAGGAGACGCAGGAGUAAUUCCUCGCUUUCGGAGGCCAUAUCAGUAUCUCUGGGAAUAAACCAGGAUUCAUCUAUUAACAAGAUGCAUAGAGCAAGUGUUAGUGCAAUGUCACCUCCAUUAUGCCGUUCAUACAUGAGUGGGUUUUUUACAGGUGGAAACUCACCUAUGAUCAACAGUAUGUCAGAUUCAAAACUCCCCUUGUCAAACAAACAACAUCCCAAAGUAAUACACGGAUCAGAAAACUUGCAUAGGCAGACUGCUCAGCUGUCCAACGAAUUUUGCUCUUCCUCUGUGGAGGAAAAUUCUCCGACUAUCAAAGAUUAUAUGGACAUUAUAGAUAGUGGUGACAGAAAAGAUGAUCAAUCCAUGCGCACAAUAGAAGAGGAUAUUGAUGAAGAGUAUUCAGAUGAAUACUCUAGAUUAUUACUUAGCCCAGCAUCGUCUAAUAUUAACGACGAUCGAAAUCGUGGGCUGCAAAAUGGGCUGACAUCAGAACUAGAAGAUGAUUACGAAGGCGGAUAUCAAUCUCUCCGCUCCUCACAUAAUUUACGUUCUAGACCAAGAAAUUUUAGGCGUUUGUGCACGUCCUUUCCUUCCAAGUUUAUACAUUAUCUACCAGCCGCGGUACUAGGUUUGCUUUUGAACAUUUUAGAUGCCUUAUCUUAUGGUAUGAUCAUUUUUCCAAUUACGGAACCAGUUUUUUCUCAUUUAGGACCCACUGGUAUUUCCAUGUUUUAUAUAUCUACUAUAAUAUCACAAGCCGUGUAUUCUGGGGGUUGCUCUAGUUUCCCAUCGGGAAUUGGUAGCGAAAUGAUUGAGAUCACUCCGUUUUAUCACACAAUGGCAUUGGCUGUGAAAGAGGCGCUAGCAGGUGAUGAUGACGAAAUUAUAACAACAACAAUUUUUUGCUAUGUGAUAAGUUCUAUGCUUACAGGCACUGUUUUUUAUGUAUUGGGUAAACUACAACUUGGGAAAAUAGUAGGGUUUUUCCCACGGCAUAUAUUGAUCGGCUGUAUUGGGGGUGUAGGUUAUUUCUUAAUUAUUACAGGUAUCGAAGUCACAACGAGGGUCGCCAAAUUUGAGUAUUCGUGGCCCUUUUUUUUAGGACUGUUCACAAAUUAUGAUACUUUGGCAAAAUGGUUAUUGCCUGUUAUAUUGACAGUAAUUUUGAUUGGAACUCAGCGCUAUUUCAAGAAUUCCCUUGUUUUGCCAAGCUUUUACAUCUUGACAUUGGUUUUGUUUCAUUUUAUUGUUGCGAUCAUUCCUACAUUGUCUUUGGAUACUUUGAGAGCAGCAGGAUGGAUCUUUCCCAUUGCCAACUCAGAUAGCAAAUGGUACGAUCAUUAUAAAUUAUUCAAUGUCCAUAAAGUUCAUUGGUCACUUGUUUUACAACAAAUACCAACGAUGAUGGCAUUGACAUUUUUCGGUAUUUUACACGUUCCUAUAAAUGUACCAGCAUUAGCCAUGUCGCUCCAAAUGGACAAAUACGACGUUGAUAGGGAAUUGAUCGCACAUGGUUAUUCCAACUUUUUUAGUGGGUUAUUAGGUUCUGUUCAAAACUAUUUGGUAUACACUAAUAGUGUUCUGUUUAUUAGAGCAGGUGCUGAUUCCUCAUUUGCUGGUUUUCUUUUGAUAGCUUUAACUAUUUGCAUCAUGAUGAUUGGUCCAGUCAUUAUAUCGUUCAUUCCAAUCUGUAUAGUGGGCUCUUUGAUUUUCCUAUUAGGUUAUGAACUUUUGGUUGAAGCAUUGAUUGAUACCUGGAACAAACUAAAUAGGUUUGAAUAUCUAACCGUUGUGAUUAUUGUUUUUACGAUGGGAAUCUUCGACUUUGUUCUGGGUAUUAUUGUUGGUAUUUUAAUCGCAUGUUUUUCAUUCUUGGUUGAUAGUACAAAAUUGCAAACGAUUAACGGUGAGUAUAAUGGGAACGUCGCGAAAAGUACAGUAUAUCGUGACUACGUUCAGACAAAGUUCUUAGAUGGUAUUGGUGAACAAAUAUAUGUUCUGAAACUUCAAAACCUUUUGUUUUUCGGAACAAUUUUAUCUAUUGAAGAAAAAAUUGAGAAAUUAUUGCAGAUAAGUAAUAAAGAUGCAACAAAACGAAGAAUAAAAUACUUGAUUUUGGACUUUAAAAAUAUUAAUGCCGAUAACAUUGACUAUUCUGCGGCAGAAGGCUUUAAUAGAAUUAAAAGAUUCACCGAAACCAAAAAAAUUAAACUAAUUAUAUCUUCAAUUAGGGAAAGAGACCGCAUAUACAAUGCCUUUAAUAAUGUGGGAUUGUUAAAUGAUGUGGAACUGUUCGCUGAUUUAAACAGUGCAUUGGAGUGGUGUGAAAAUGAAUUUCUCUUCCAGUAUAAACAGCUAAGGAUAAAAGCGAAAGAACGGUUAGAAGAACGAAAGCAGAAUAACAUUGUAUCUGCAGUAAUGGCAGCCACUCAAAAUAAAAAUAUUAAUGCAUUAGGGAAUGGAUUAAAUAAAGGAAACAACAUAGAUCCUGUCAGGAAUCUAAUGUCACUGCCGACCAACACUCCGCGUAAUUAUCAAAUGCUUUCUGUAGCACAAAAUGUAUUUGUAAAUGAUGAGCAGGCAGUGAAAAACUUCAAGAAGGAGUACAAGGAUGAUGAACCAGUCUUACCUAUAUUGCUAUUUGCAUUAAAGCAAUAUCGACCUGAUAUAAUAUCUGAAAUUCAAAAGGUGAGAGAAAAGGAAAUCAAGUUUUGGGCACAGCUAUGCCCCUACUUCACAAGGCGGAGAUUAGCAAGUCAAUCACUUUUACUACAUGCAGACAACGUCUUCUUUCUGGUAGAAACAGGUAUGUUGAAGGCAACAUAUGAAUUGCCACAGGGUACCUUGUACGAGAUUUUUUCAAAUGGCACAUGUUUCGGGAAAAUCAUUGCACCAGGGAAUGCUAUGCCUAGAGAACAGAAACUUACCAUCGAAACAGAAACGGACUCCAUACUAUGGGUUAUAGAUUCUAGCUCUUUGAAAAAAAUGAAAGAAGAGAAUUUAGCAUUGUACGUGGAGGUUGCAUUAAUGGUCAUGUGCAUCAAGGACACUAGAUUUAAAGAAUUACUCGGCUACACACUUGUCAGCGCAUAA